Messenger RNA from Adineta ricciae, 969 nucleotides. Lineage: Eukaryota; Metazoa; Rotifera; Eurotatoria; Adinetida; Adinetidae. The record is from the annotation of a GenBank genome assembly.
AUGGCUUCAAAUACCGAUGUCGUGAAUUCCUGGAAUGCUGCCACAACUCUACUGAAUCGGUAUUUCUCAAUAUCUAUCUUCUUCUUCGGCAUUGUGGGUAACAUCCUGAAUAUUCUUGUCCUUUUUCAACAUAAUCUUCGUUCAAAUUCCUGUGCAUUUCUUUUUCUCAUGUCAUCGGUGGCAAAUCUCGUAGCGAUUUUCUCCGGCCUUUUUACUCGUACAACAUCCGGCUGGGCAGUUGACUUAACAAACACAGUUACAUGGCUUUGUCAAAUCCGUACCUUUGUCGUAUUUGCUUCGCGAACGGUCGCUUAUUGUCUAGUUGCUCUAGCAACAGUGGAUCGAUAUUUAUCAUCAUGUGCCAAUGUUCGUCGACGGCAAAUGAGUUCUCUGAAAAACGCCCGACAAGGGACCAUUCUUAUCCUUAUUUUUUCAUGUCUACUCUACGUUCAAAUGUUCUAUUGCUACGAAGCCAAUCUUCUCGAUGCACCACUUCGAUGCUACGGCAAAACAAUUGCAUGUCGUCUAAUAACGGAUCUGACUUAUGCAUUCUUCGCGAAUAUAAUUCCGUUGAUAGUCAUGCUUUGCUUUGGAUUAUUAACAAUACUUAACAUCACUCGAACGAAACACCGCGUGAAUCACAUCGAUUUGAGCCAUUCGUCGGAUGUUAUACGACAUAGUCAACGACACUCGAAGAAAAUAGAUCAUUACCUUCUGAUCAUGUUAUCUGUACAAGUGGUUCUCUUUGCUUUAUUUACUCUACCACAGAAUAUUCAAAAAUUUAUUGCCUUAGCUGAAACAAAUCAAACGAAAUCAAAAUUAGACACUGCGAUUGAGAAUUUUAUUUUCAAUUUCUUUCUACUGUUCGCUUAUCUGGCCAAUGGAAUGACAUUUUACAUCAAUACUCUGUUCGGCGGCAGUGUUUUUCGAAAUGAAUUAAUGAAAUUAGUGCGUGGAAAAUGCCGAUAG